CAAUUAAUCGAGGCACCCGUGUGCUGUGACUCCGGCAAGACUCCGGGUCCUCGCCGAAGCGGGCACAUCGGCGUGUUCCCGUGGUGCUGCCCACCUCCUGGCAGGCGGCAUAACCGGUUGAUCUGGCCGACGUUGGCCCUGAGGACGUGCUACUAUGUUCACCCGUCGUUGAUGACUGGACACAGCUCCGGAUGUUCGAAGGGGCACCGUCGAGCUCAAGCGGAAAACUCAGGACAAUACAAUCCACAAGCGUCCCGAACACUUUCACGGGAUGUCCAAAAGAAGAAACCCGAAGCUGGAGAUGCGAAGGGUGACAUAGGCCGAAGCUACCUGGUAUCUAGGUACCCACGAGAAGUCCCAGCGACAUCGCUGCGGCCAAGCGCUCCAGAAAACCCCACGCGGUGGAAAGCAUUAGAAGAAUAAUGUGACCUGCGGGUAUUCUAGGCUUUCUGUUCUCCUGUCGGCCCUACUCGCACCGAAGUGCAUGUGUGGGAGGGUGUGUGUCUCAUCUCACGAUGGCCCCUCGAGACACAAGCGGCAAAUGGCUGAAUGGAAAAAGCCAUACUGGCCCAAUGAAGCCCAGUCUCUCCACGAGUUCAUCAGCUAAGCCCCACCUAAACAAAGCUUUGAGAGCGGUCAUUUCCCCGCAUUGAUUCUUGAAGAAGCGAGGGAGAGGCAGGCGGCAGACACAAGGACUCCCCCAGGUCUUAUAUAUCCCACUUUUCCCCUACCACGCUCCCUCUGAAGGUCUCAGGUCUCAUAUCCUGUCUAGAAACUAUACGACGAGCCAUUCAAGAUGUCUGCAAAGCAUUUCAUCGACGACCCGACUCACCUCGUCCAGACUUCUCUCCACAGCUUGACCCUCACAAAUCCUUCCGUCGCCUUCGACGCGCAAAAUCGAAUCGUAUAUCGGCGGCCGACAAAGGAGUUGACAGACAAUCCAAAAGUUUCCAUCAUCACUGGUGGAGGCUCUGGCCAUGAACCGGCAUUUGCAGGGUUUGUAGGAAAGGGCUUCGUUACGGCCGCUGUCGCAGGCACUAUUUUCGCGAGUCCUUCCGCCGAGCAAGUUCGCCGUGCUGCUCUUACAAGAGUUCCUACGGAGAAAGGAGUGGCGAUAGUCACUUUCAAUUAUACCGGAGAUGUUUUGAAUUUUGGCAUGGCUGCCGAGAAGGCAAAGGCCGCCGGAGUUGACACCGAGUUCUAUGCAAUUGGCGACGAUGUGGGCGUUGGCCGGGCAAAAGGAGGCAAAGUCGGAAGGAGAGGCAUUGGUGGCUCUAUCUUGGUUCUAAAGAUAAUAGGAGCUCUCGCCGAAGCCGGUGGAAGUUUGAAAGAGGUCUACAGCCUUACCAAACAAGUUGCCGGAAACCUGGUCUCUGUCGGAGCGUCGAUGGAACAUGUCCACGUUCCUGGACGAGAGAAACCUGACCCAAACUCUGAUGAGAUCAUACCAACAGAGGAGAUCGAAAUCGGCAUGGGCAUUCACAACGAACCGGGCAGUCAUCGUGUCUCCGCAACACUACCUGAGCUCAUCAAGACUAUGCUGGCGCAGAUGCUGGAUCCCAAUGACAAGGACAGACACUAUGUUGACAUUACGAAGAACGACAAGACCGUCCUGCUAAUAAAUAACCUGGGUGGUGUCAGCAAUCUAGAAAUAGGUGGCAUCUUAGCUGAGGUGCACAAACAACUGAAAGAAGACUGGGGCAUUGUUCCUGUCCGAGUCAUUGCUGGUACCUUCAUCACCUCGCUUAACGGCUUGGGAUUCUCGGCCUCCAUACUAAAGCUGGAGGACACCGGUCUCGGACCAGGCAAGUCAAUGCUCGAACUUCUCGACGCCCCAGCGGAGGCCUUCGGAUGGGCCGCCGCUACUCGGACGUCGACUUGGGAAGCUGAUAACAGUGCAACUAUGGAGGGUCACGCUGCGGUCACGGCAGAAGGCAAAUCUUCCAAUCUGAAACUCGACCCCAAGAAAGCACAUGCAACCCUCAAGUCCGGUCUGGACAAGAUGAUCGCGGCAGAGGCUGAAGUCACCAAGUACGACACGAUCAUUGGAGACGGCGACUGCGGAAUCGGUCUGAAGCGAGGAGCUGAAGCUGUUCUCAAGGAGCUCUCAUCUGGUGAGCUACCUGCCGACGCUGUUGCCUUCGUCAAUAAAAUUACACCCGUGGUUGAAAACACUAUGGACGGCACGUCGGGUGCCAUCUACGCCAUCUUCCUCAACGCGUUGGCUCACGGACUCCGAGAACAAGAUACUGGAUCUUCAACGACGGUGGAUGCGAAGGUCUGGGCCGCAGCCCUCAAGUCCAGCCUUCAAGCGCUGAGUAAAUAUACGCCAGCAGUGCCCGGUGACAGGACGCUGAUGGACGCGCUUGUGCCUUUUGUUGACACGCUGAGCAGCACAGGAGAUGUGAAUAAGGCGGCCGAGGCGGCCAAAGAAGGCGCCGAGAAGACCAAGAGCAUGAAGGCGAGCUUAGGAAGAGCUGUGUACGUCGGUGCAGAGGAUGAGUGGAUGGGCAAGAUCCCAGAUCCAGGAGCGUGGGGUUUGCAAGAAUUUUUGAUCGGGCUGGCUGGUGCCUGUUAGAUGGUGUUGCUGCACAUACACAGGCCUCGUCGUCCGCGCCAUAGUGCGUUGACGUCCUUCCUCUAUCAGACCUUCCAAAAGAAAAAAACCAAAUCGCAAUUUCCACGUAGGCAGCUAUUUGGGACCAAAUAGCGCGAAAAAAAAUAAACCAUUUUCUUGCUCG
Cladophialophora immunda is the source of this 2741-nucleotide messenger RNA. Its product is annotated as dihydroxyacetone kinase. The transcript is spliced from 2 exons. NCBI's taxonomy places the organism in Eukaryota, Fungi, Ascomycota, Eurotiomycetes, Chaetothyriales, Herpotrichiellaceae. Gene Ontology annotation, cellular component: cytosol. Gene Ontology annotation, biological process: glycerol catabolic process. The coding region runs from base 797 to 2578 and encodes 593 amino acids. The record is from RefSeq and is a predicted model, not a curated record. Gene Ontology annotation, molecular function: glycerone kinase activity; ATP binding.